Cajanus cajan (pigeon pea) is the source of this 1350-nucleotide messenger RNA. RefSeq names its product Transducin/WD40 repeat-like superfamily protein. The record is from RefSeq and is a predicted model, not a curated record. Gene Ontology annotation, cellular component: Set1C/COMPASS complex. Lineage: Eukaryota; Viridiplantae; Streptophyta; Magnoliopsida; Fabales; Fabaceae. Gene Ontology annotation, molecular function: protein binding; chromatin binding.
AUAUCCCAACCUGUCCUACCAACAGUAAAAGAACAGAGAAAAAGAGACGAGUGGUUCUGCUCCGUUACUUCCUGCUACUCUGGUCGGCGAAGAUGACGACGACGACGUCUCUUUCCGAACUUGACGAUGAUUUAGUUCGCAGCAUGUCCAUAGGAGCCGUUUUCUCCGACUUCGGUGGGAAAAUACAUUCGAUUGAUUUCCAUAGAACGGAUGAUUUACUUGUCACGGCAAGUGAGGAUGACACAGUGCGACUAUACGACAUCGCUAAUGCUAAGUUGCUGAAGACCACUUAUCAUAAGAAACACGGUACCGAUCGUAUAUGUUUUACUCAUCAUUCGAGCUCUGUUAUAUGCUCUUCAAAGUACAAUUUGGAGUCUACUGGAGAAUCAUUGUGGUAUUUAUCAAUGUAUGAUAAUCGCUGCCUACGAUACUUCAAAGGGCAUAAGCAGAGAGUUGUUUCUCUCUGCAUGUCUCCAAUCAAUGAUAGCUUCAUGUCUGGUUCUCUAGACCACAGUGUCAGGAUAUGGGAUCUUCGAGUAAAUGCUUGCCAGGGCAUUUUACGUCUUCGUGGUAGACCUGCUGUUGCCUAUGACCAACAGGGCCUGGUCUUUGCUGUAGCAAUGGAAGGGGGAGCUAUUAAAUUGUUCGAUUCUCGUUCAUAUGACAAGGGUCCCUUUGACACCUUUCUAGUUGGUGGUGACACAUCUGAAGUUUGUGAUAUCAAAUUUAGUAAUGACGGCAAAUCAAUGCUUCUGACUACUACCAAUAACAAUAUUUAUGUUCUUGAUGCAUAUGGAGGAGAGAAGCGCUGUGGAUUUAGUUUGGAACCGUCUCCUGGUACUCCAAUAGAGGCUACAUUUACCCCGGAUGGAAAGUACAUGGUGGCAGGGUCAGGAGGGGGAACCAUGCAUGCUUGGAGUAUUGAGAUGAAAAAUGAGGUGGCAUGUUGGAGCAGCCAUAUUGGCGUGCCGUCGUGCUUGAAGUGGGCCCCUAGCAGGGCCAUGUUCGCUGUUGCUUCAAGUGUUCUCACGUUUUGGAUACCCAAUAAUGAUUCAAAGCUGAAAACCGAGUAUGGUGGCACAGACAUUGAAGCUGGAGCUCCGCCCCAGCCACUUCUCCAUUGAACUUGAAUAUUUUCUUCCUCUCCCAGCCUAAGCUAAAAUUUUGUUGUUUUGUCUAGAAAUUAACUAUUGCGUUCUGUAUUUGGCAAGCUUCUUAGUUUGUAUACAUUUCAAGAAAAUUUUGAAGAAGCUCGAGGAUGUUGUCAAUUGUAUAUUCCAUCACAAAAUGCAAAUUAUUUCCAUGUUUUAGCAAUACAUUGAAUGUUAUCUAUUGGUUAGACGUUUUAAU